CGUAAAGCUCCAAUGGGAGCAUCCUCACGCAUUUCAAGGUCGUUGCAACAAAUUUCUCAGCCGGAUUCGAUUCGCUUCCUCCCAACAUGUCCACCAUUUUACUCGUAUAUAAACACUAGCAAAACUUUUCAACUGCACUACUAGCAGUUGUUUUGGUAUAUUUAUUUCGUUUCAUCGGUAAACGUAAAACCUCUUGCUUUCUCACUCUGUUCCAAUUACGAGCGUCUUUGUUUGUGGCGAUAUGGCUAUCCGAAGAGCGAUGUCAGGGGGGCUCAUGGGGCGGACGGCGGUCCUUGGAGAGAGAUCCAUGUCGUCUUGGUGGCGUAGCGUGGAGCCUGCUCCGAAGGAUCCGAUUCUUGGUGUUACGGAGGCUUUUUUGGCCGAUCCCAAUCCCGAUAAAGUCAAUGUUGGAGUCGGUGCUUACCGUGAUGAUAAUGGAAAGCCGGUCGUUUUGGAAUGUGUUAGGGAAGCCGAGCGAAGGAUUGCUGGAUAUUUGAACAUGGAAUAUCUUCCUAUGGGAGGAAGUGUGAAGAUGGUGGAAGAAACACUAAAGUUGGCCUAUGGAGAGAAUUCUGAGUUGAUAAAAGACAGAAGGAUAGCAGCAGUCCAAGCUCUGUCUGGGACUGGCGCAUGCCGACUUUUCGCGGACUUCCAAAAGCGUUUUCGUCCUGAUUCCCAAAUCUAUAUACCAGUCCCAACUUGGGCCAACCACCACAACAUCUGGAGAGAUGCUCAGGUCCCGCAGAAAACUUACCAUUAUUAUCACCCUGAAUCUAGGGGUUUAGAUUUUGCAACAAUGAUGGAUGACAUCAAGAAUGCUCCAAAUGGCUCAUUCUUUCUACUUCAUGCUUGUGCUCAUAACCCUACUGGUGUGGAUCCUACAGAGGAGCAGUGGAGAGAAAUCUCACACCAGUUCAAAGUGAAAGGUCAUUUUGCCUUCUUUGACAUGGCAUAUCAAGGUUUUGCUAGUGGUGAUCCAGAGAAAGAUGCAAAGUCCAUCAGGAUUUUUCUUGAGGAUGGUCACUAUAUUGGAAUUGCCCAAUCGUAUGCAAAGAAUAUGGGACUCUAUGGCCAGCGGGUAGGAUGCCUCAGUGUGCUUUGCAAAGAUGAAAAACAAGCAGUAGCUGUGAAAAGUCAAUUGCAGCAGCUUGCAAGACCCACGUACAGCAACCCACCUCUUCAUGGUGCACUCAUAGUUUCAACCAUUCUUGGUGAUCCAGACUUGAAGAAACUAUGGCUCAAAGAAGUUAAGGUCAUGGCAGAUCGCAUAAUCGGAAUGCGAACAGCUUUACGAGGGAACCUUGAAAAGCUAGGGUCACCAUUAUCAUGGCAGCACAUCACUAAUCAGAUAGGGAUGUUUUGCUAUAGCGGGUUGACACCGGAACAGGUGGAUCGCUUGACAAAUGAAUUUCACAUCUAUAUGACUCGCAAUGGUAGAAUCAGUAUGGCUGGCGUUACAACGGGCAAUGUUGAAUAUUUGGCUAAUGCGAUUCAUGAAGUCACAAAAUCCGCAUAGAAUUGCUAAGCAAGAAGGACGAGUGAGCGAGCAUCACGCAUGCCGUACUUGGAGUAUUCUGCAGCAUCAUUUCUCCAUUGAACUGUUCUUAGAAUAGAAAGAGGUAAAACAUUUGAUCUCAAAUCUGAUUGUCAAGAAAGGGCAACGACAGUCGGUGGCGCUAUUUAAUUAGCCUUUUUGUAGUUAGAAAUAAAACGGUGCACCAAGUAUUUUUGAAAGCAUAGUUACAACGCUGAAUAAUUACAAUGUAACGAAUUCGUGGCAGCUAAAGUUGAUGCCAAAGGAUGUAUGGUGUUCUAAUUUUUACUGAUCAAAUAUCUUUAUGACAUGGCCAAGUCCAUUAAGAUAAAAUAAAAGUGGAAAUUUAGUGAUAAAAAA
Theobroma cacao (cacao) is the source of this 1894-nucleotide messenger RNA. It is a transcript of the gene ASP1, whose product is annotated as aspartate aminotransferase 1. Gene Ontology annotation, cellular component: mitochondrion. Gene Ontology annotation, biological process: biosynthetic process; amino acid metabolic process. Gene Ontology annotation, molecular function: L-aspartate:2-oxoglutarate transaminase activity; pyridoxal phosphate binding. The record is from RefSeq and is a predicted model, not a curated record. Lineage: Eukaryota; Viridiplantae; Streptophyta; Magnoliopsida; Malvales; Malvaceae.